Molecule: messenger RNA, 1492 nt
Organism: Beta vulgaris subsp. vulgaris (sugar beet)
Lineage: Eukaryota; Viridiplantae; Streptophyta; Magnoliopsida; Caryophyllales; Amaranthaceae
Product: naringenin,2-oxoglutarate 3-dioxygenase
Exons: 3
Coding region: 240-1316 (358 amino acids)
Source: RefSeq, a predicted model, not a curated record
AUGCUUAUCGACGGAGGAUAUUGUCAUAUUGGUUUUUGACUUAGAAUAGUCUAUGGUUUAGACUGCAUGCAAUUUUCUUUUAGAAUUUUCGAGCAUAACGAGUAAAAAUAUCAUGCUCUUUGUGCAGAUAACUAAUUAUAUAAGGCCCUCAAAUAAUACCUUAAUCUAACAUACUUUGCUGUUUAGUGCUUCCUCAGUUCACUUUCAUUGCAAUACUUAAGUUUUUAGAAUUAUAAUCCAUGGCACCACCUACCACACUUACAUCACUAGCCGAAGAUGGUAAAGUUGAAAAUAGGUUCAUAGUGGACGAAGAUGAACGUCCUAAGGUUGCAUAUAACCAAUUUAGCGACGAAAUCCCGGUGAUCUCCCUCGAUGGAAUUGAGGACGAUUCACCAGGAGGACGAAGAGAGGUUAUAUGCAAGAAGAUAACUCAAGCAUGUGAAGUGUGGGGGAUGUUUCAAGUGGUGGAUCAUGGAAUUGAUCCUAAACUUGUGCACAAUAUGGCUAGCUUGUCUAGGCAAUUUUUUGCAUUACCCGCUGAAGAGAAAUUGAGGUAUGAUAUGAAGAAUGAGUUCCAUAAAGGUGGUUUUCUUGUAUCAAGUCAUCUCAAGAAUGAAGUAGUAGCAAAUUGGCGUGAAAUGAUGGCGUUCAUACCAUACCCAGUAAAAGACAUAGACUACACAAGGUGGCCUGAUCAGCCCAAAGAAUGGCGGGCCGUAACUGAAGCCUAUAGUGAGAAAAUGAUGGGUCUUGGAGCCCAACUUCUAGGGGUCUUAUCUGAGGCAAUGGGCCUAGAAAGGGACGCCAUAAAAAAGGCUUGUAAAGAGAUGGCCCAACGAAUGUCAGUAAAUUACUACCCAGAAUGCCCAAAGCCCGAUAUUACAGUUGGACUUACAAGACAUUUUGAUCCGAGCACAAUCACUAUUCUUUUACAAGAUGAGGUCGGUGGACUUCAGACUACUAAGGAUGAUGGGAAAAAUUGGAUCACAGUUCAACCAAUUGAAGGGGCUUUUGUUGUCAACCUUGGUAACCAUGCAUACUAUCUUAGCAACGGAAGAUUCAAGAGCGCAGAUCAUCGAGCAGUGGUGAAUUAUAAGCGUAGCCGAUUAUCAAUUGCGUCAUUCAUAAAUGGAGACAAAGAGUCGAUUGUGUAUCCCCUUAAGAUCGAAGAGGGAAAGAAGGCAGUUUUGGACGAGCCUAUGACAUUUGCUGAGAUGUAUAGGAAGCAUUUUAUUGACCAACACUACAAAAAAAUCCAUUUUUCGCAACAACGUUUUGGCAAUGACAUAAAAGUUGUUGCUAAAAAUGCGCUUUAGCAACGACAAAGUUGUUGCAAUAGAUAAGUUUUCAUUUCCCUCCCCCAAUUACAUAAGCGCGGGGUUUGGAACAUUCUAGGUCCUUUUAUAACAACGAUUCAAGUUGUAGCUAAUUUUGUCUAUAAUUAUUGCAACGACUUUGCAUCGUUACUUAUGUUUAUACAUGUCUAUUGCAA